CUUAAGAUGAAGUGUUAAGACAAUAAACCUGCUUCAUAAUCAUAUUAAUUUCUUGAUAAAUUAGGUGAAGGGUAUAUAUAAUCUUUUAAGCUUAAGUUCUUUUGGAUUUAUAUGGAAGGUGAAGCAAAUAUCCACUGGUUAGAUAUAUGCAUGUAAAUUAGUAAAGAACACCAUGAAUAAAGAGAGGAUACUUCUUUAAAGAGAAAUAAAGAUUUUGUAAUUGUUAAAAGGAAAAAAGGGUAAUGAUUAAUUUGCUAAAUGAAGGAUUUACCCAAUUAAUAACUUCUGGCUAAGAUCAUAGAAAUACAUAUUUUAUAAUGAAUUUACUAGGAGAAAACUUAGAAUAAAUUAGAAUGAAAUGUGGCAAUUUUGAUAAUACAACUAUUUUAAAUACAGGAUAAUAGAUGGUUUAAUUAUUAAAAGACUUACAUCUUUCAAAUAUUAUACAUAGAGAUAUAAAACCUGAGAACUUUAUGGUUUUUUAGGAUAAACUCUAUCUUAUUGAUUUUGGAUUAUCAAAACUGUAUAUAUAAGAUGGAAAACAUAUAGAAUUUAAAGAAAACAAAGGUCUGAUUGGAACUGCUAGAUAUGCUUCAAUUAAUUCUUUAAAAGGAAAUGAAUAGUCAAGAAGAGAUGAUUUAGAAUCAGUAGGUUAUUUAUUAAUUUAUUUAUAUUUGGGCACUUUACCAUGGAAUAAUAUUGUGGCUGAAGAUAAGACUGUUAAGUAUUAUAAAAUAUAAAGAAUGAAAGAAGCAUUUAAACCAGAAUCUUAUAUUAAUCUCCCUCCUGAAAUAUCAAAAUAUUUAGAAUAUGUUAAAAGAUUGAAAUUUGACUAAUAACCAGAUUAUGAUUUUAUGUUCAGAUUAUUUAAAAAAGGAGAAGAUUUAACUGGAACUCCAAAAUUGUAGAUCUAGUAAAAUCAUAUGUCAAUCAAAACUAAUUUAAUACAUUUAAAGAACAUAGAUAGAACUUAAUGUUAGACUACUCGUAAAUUAUUUAAUUAAAAUGAAAAUACUAGUCGUAGAAUCACUUUUGAAGAUCUAAGUUCUGCUGGAGCAGAUAUUAUUGAAGAAUUAGAUAAUAAUGAAAGAAUCUAAUUAUAAAAUCUAUCUGUAGGUAUUAAAUAACCAAACUCUUUUAAUCAAUUCAACAAAUUUAGAAUGGGAUCAGAAUAAAUAUUUGAAAUUCAAAAUAAAUUAUAAUUUCAGGCACCUUUUUCAUUAAAAUAAUUAUAAUGA
Molecule: messenger RNA, 1238 nt
Organism: Paramecium sonneborni
Lineage: Eukaryota; Ciliophora; Oligohymenophorea; Peniculida; Parameciidae
Source: the annotation of a GenBank genome assembly